CUCAAUUCCACCACUGCGAAUAUCCACAUCUCCCAGCUUCCCGAUGGUACAGAGUGUAUUUGAUCUUUUGUGCAACCAUGCAUCCGUAGUGCCUCGGGUAGCCGCUUUCACCAGAUCCAGAGCGUUGAUGGUGAUUCAGGCACGAACCGACAAAUGGGUAGGAUCGACUUUGACUUGACAUAAAAGAAGCUCUUCCGUCGUUUCUGCUUCCUUUGAAGCUCGGAUUUCUUCCAUCAACAUCUCUUGACUCUUCCGUGACGGACUCAUCCACCGUGCACCACAUCAAGAAUAACAACGUUAACCAUGCAUCUCGCUACAGUCUUCACCGCCACUCUCCUUUCGCUCAUCACCUUCUCAACAGCAUCACCUCUCCUUCAGACUAGACAGACCAUCGAUCCUCCUCCCCUCUAUUAUCUACGGACAAAGGUAGUCAACGGCGACCACAAAGAUACAGGUUCCAACAAGUCCGAUCUUUGGGUGUUCUCAUACCACACCGGAGCUGGUCUCGGCGAUGCUGGCCUAUCUUCCAAUAAAUCCUGGGCCUGGGAGGGCUAUCUCAAUGGUUCCCAACAACUCUUCACCUAUCCCAAUAACGAGAUAGGCCCUUGGCCUCUCGCUUUGGAAUACGCAAAUAGCUACCAACGAUGGGCCGAAGCAUCCAUCAGCAUCGCUCUAGGACCAACUUCCUACCAGGGCUUCUUCUUCAACGAGACUGGCUUGCAGUACAACAAUAGUGCCGGAGGUUGGUUAGCUUGCGAUUGGUGGCUUACUACGCCUCAAUUGUUCAACAUCGUUUACGGCACCGGCCCAUACCCCAACUCUUGUUCCAAGGUGCAGCUGCUACCGGUAGCUGUAUGACCUGUAAGCCACAACUUCGGUCACAGACGUCCGCCAUGAGAUGCAUUGGUUCAAAGUGGUGAAAAGCGUGUGAAAAUUGCAUCAAAUGGGCGUUGCAUUUGCACCAGGGAUUGCAUGCGGGAGCAUUAUGGAUAUCGUGUAACAUUAAUCCUAAUUGCAUUUCAAAUCGAGAGGGCUUGGUUCCGAGCGUUUGCGGCAGAGCUUGUCAUCAAUUCAAGGUCCUCGCAACAUUUGCUAUGCUUCAAUUUCUGGAUCGUAGUAUCAUCAUCCUUUACCGUGCCUCGGCCGAGAGUCUCUGAGGCCCGAUGAUUAGUCCAAAUCAGCUGCAUGCAGGCUACGUAAGGCUGGCGCAGGCCGAAUGGAGGCCUAAGCAAACCACCAAGAUUUUGUACUUGGG
Exophiala xenobiotica is the source of this 1255-nucleotide messenger RNA. RefSeq lists its product as uncharacterized. The coding region runs from base 304 to 858 and encodes 184 amino acids. NCBI's taxonomy places the organism in Eukaryota, Fungi, Ascomycota, Eurotiomycetes, Chaetothyriales, Herpotrichiellaceae. The transcript is spliced from 3 exons. The record is from RefSeq and is a predicted model, not a curated record.